UGUGAGUCACACAGGGAGGGGAAUCGUUGGUCGUCCACUUCUCACAACCUUUCACUUACUGCCCAUCACCUCCAAACAUCUCCCCCAAAUCUCAAGGAAAUCCCAUUCCAGCAAUUCAACUUCCAAACUUUUUCCCAGUUACUAAGUUGAUAUUUAAUUCUGCUUGGAUUUUUUAUUUUUUUAACUUUUCAAGUAUAUUUAGAGUUUUCCAACUGCACAUUUUUUAUGGUAACUUUUUAGAACGAAUACUCUUGCAUUUUGCAUUGUGGUGGAGUGUCAGCAAUUCGCAGGUUGAACAAGUUGGAGAAUUUCUGGUUGAAUUUUCAAGUUGGAUUCAAAUGAGGAGUUAACAUUUAGUGGAAAAUUUCUGAUUCGCCCGGAUGGGGGGAAUUCCUAGGAUACUGGUGUUGCUGGGAGUGCUGGGAGUUGUCAUAGCAGAGAAUGAUUUAUUCUUCUCGGAAAAUCCAAGAAAUAUCACCUCGUCCCUGGGGAAGGACGUGGUGCUCCGCUGUGUGGUUGGUGGCGUGGGGGACAUGCCCGAUGUGGAGUGGCUGCAGGAUGGCAAGACGUUGUACUACGCUGAUAUAGACCAGAUCCAGUUGCCCCUGGAAGAUGAUGCCUGGAUGGCUAUCAGUGAGUUGAGGAUCCCAAGCCUUGAACUGUCAGACUCUGGUGUGUAUCAGUGUACCGUCAAUGUGGAAGGAACUGCUAUUUGGUCCGAUGAGGCUUUUCUGGAGCUGGAAGGCCUGCCAUUUUUCACGGAGGAGCCUCAGGAUCUGCACACAUACUCUGACGUAACCUUUAACCUUAGCUGUGAUGCCAGUGGCCCCCCGGAUCCCGUACAAGUAAUAUGGCUGCAAGAUGGGGUCCCACUGAAUUCUCUGCACGAUGAACUUGCAUUAACCCCUUCUGUUCUUGAAGUCAGAAAUCUCAAUAAAUCCUGCUUGUUUUCUUGUGAAGCUCAUAAUGCAAAAGGCGUGACCACCUCCCGAACAGCGACAAUUAAAGUUUUACCGCGGAAACAAAAGGAUCUAAAAUUAUUAUCACGAAGUUCAACAGAGCUGGAGGUGACCUGGCAGCCCGGAGAAAGCGGCAUUUAUCCUCUGCUUGUCUGCACUGUGGAGGCCGUUAUCCCCCACACUGACUCUGGCACUGCACCCUAUCGAAAGAUAUACCAUCAGAACCUGAAUGUUCCUCCCCACAGCCAUGUAAUCAGCGGCCUUGCCCCCUACUCCACGUAUAAUGUGCGCGUUGCCUGUCUGAGCAGUCAGGGCAUCUCUCAUUGGACCGACUGGGUGGAGAUGAAAACCAUGGAAGGAGUUCCUUCUGGGCCUCCUGAAAAUGUAACUGCGAUCCGGAAUGGGACAGUCACUAUUGUGACAUGGGGAGAACCCAAGGUCUUAAUCAAUGGUGUACUGCGGGGUUACAAACUGGCGUAUCAAACCAAGGAUGAAGCCGAGGUGGUAGUCGAUGCUGGUCUAAAUAAUGAAAUAACGUUGGAGAUGGUCUAUCCAGUCAAUAAUCUGACUGUUAAGGUCGCAGCUUACACUAUCGCUGGUGAUGGGCCAUGGAGUGAGCCCGUGGUGGAAUCUCGGAGGACUUAUGAUGGAUCCAUAGGUCUUUUUAUUGAAGGUAAAGAAGCUGUCACAGAUUAUGCCCCCACCUUUUCUGGGCACUGGUGGUAUGUGGUCUUGGCCAUUGCUGUUGCAUUUUUGUCUGCCAUAUUAGUUGUCCUCUUUUUGGCACGUCUCAGAAAGAAGGAAACACGUUAUGGGGAAGCUUUUGAGCCAACAGUUGAACAAGGCGAACUUGUCGUCCGUUAUCGAGUGAAGAAGUCUUACAGUCGAAGGACCACAGAGGCCACAUUAAACAGACUGGGCAUCAGUGAUGACCUUAAGGAAAAGCUGCGGGAUGUUAUGGUGGAUAGACACAAGCUGGCUCUUGGCAAGACGUUGGGAGAAGGGGAAUUUGGCUCGGUCAUGGAAGGUCAAUUAAACCAGGAUGAGUACAUUCUCAAGGUGGCUGUAAAGACAAUGAAGAUUGCUAUCUGCACCCGCACUGAGAUGGAAGACUUCCUGAGCGAAGCUGUCUGCAUGAAAGAGUUUGACCAUCCUAACGUAAUGCGCCUGAUCGGGGUGUGUCUGCAGAAUACAGAGAAUGAGGGGUACCCUUCGCCAGUGGUUAUUUUGCCCUUUAUGAAACAUGGAGAUCUGCACAGCUUCCUUCUCUAUUCACGACUAGGAGAAAUCCCGUCUGCUUUUCUUCCCACUCAAACACUGGUAAAAUUCAUGGUCGAUGUUGCUAGUGGUAUGGACUAUCUCAGCAGUAAGAAUUUCAUCCACAGAGACCUGGCGGCCAGAAACUGCAUGUUGAAUGAGAAUAUGAAUGUAUGCGUGGCAGAUUUUGGUCUGUCCAAGAAAAUCUACAAUGGAGAUUACUAUCGCCAAGGUCGGAUUGCAAAAAUGCCAGUGAAAUGGAUUGCAAUAGAGAGUCUGGCUGACAGAGUCUACACUACCAAAAGUGAUGUGUGGUCAUUUGGUGUCACCAUGUGGGAGAUUGCUACACGAGGCCAGACACCAUACCCUGGUGUGGAGAACAGCGAAAUUUACGAUUAUUUGAGGCAAGGGAACCGCUUGAAGCAACCCCCAGAUUGUCUGGAUGGACUGUAUGAGCUGAUGUCCAGCUGUUGGCAACUUAAUUCUAAGGACAGGCCAUCUUUUGAGAUACUCCAUGGGGAGCUGGAAAAACUCCUCAAGAACCUUCCACCAGCCAAGGAUCCCGAGGAGAUUCUGUACGUAAACAUGGAAGAUCCUAGCAUGCCUUCAUCUAAUGAUGAUGGUGAAUUGGGAGCAGUCGGUGGUUUAGAUGCAAAGGAUCUAGGGGAUGACAUUUUUAUGAAGACCAGUUCAAUUACAGCCGAAGUACACCACUCAGAGAAUGCUAACCGCUAUGUCAUGUGUCCAGCCCGUGAAACCACACGACUUAUGGGACUCUCAGCAUCCACGGACCAUCCACUGUACUUGGAAGAAGGGACUAUUGAAGAGGUGACCCAAGGAUAUUAGACAUGAACUCAAAGCAAGUUGUGCUUAAUGAGUCAUCUUCAUGCAUUCUGAAAUCUAAGUCUGGUGUUAGUACAUAUACAUGACCUUCUAACCUUCUGAAGAAUGCGACCUUUUCAAAGCCCUAGGCAACUAUUCCCGGUACAUUUGAAGACAAUAUAAUGGCUAUUUUUACAAUGUGUCUAUCAUACUGAUGGUUCUCAUUCUUGCUUGCUUUGAAGACAUGUCUCCAAGAGCCCCCACAGUAAUAGAAUAUGUAUGAAUAAAAGCCAGCUAUCCACCUGUGAUAUGGCACGGAUAUCAGACAACGUACUUUACUGGUACUGAACUACUUCCACUUAUCCAUGGACAAUUCUCAAGUAGGUACAAGAACUGUUUGUAAUGAAACCAGCAGCAAAAUCCAUUGUGAAUUCCUUAAUCCAUUAAUUAGAAUCAGAAUCUUGCCUAGUGGCAGGGACUUGUUUCGAGCUUGCUCUGGGGCCAAUAGAUCUAAUGGUUUCCUAGAACGUAAGAUGAGGAGCAGUGCCUCGUGGUCCACAUUAUGAUGACUGGUGCUGGUCUGGAAGAUAUGAGAGCAAACUAGGUCUAACUAGAUACUAUAGGAGCAGCGUAUACAAUCCAGCAUUGAUUUAACUUUGGCUUCUAGAACAAAGAUCAUUUUGGUGCAUAUUCCAUAAUAAACUAUAUUUACAUCUUUCAGUAUGUUCCAGAGAGACAAUACACAUUUGCCCAGUAUUGUAUUUACAGCUCUCUAAAAUAUAGUUCCCUGCAGUUGGAGGGUAAAACUCUGUGUCCCAUAGCUCCUUCUGUCUGUGUCACCCUGCAGUGGGAGGGACAGACUCCGUGUCCCAUAGCUCCUUCUGUCUGUGUCACUCUGCAGUGGGAGGGACAGACUCCGUAUCCCAUAGCUCCUUCUGUCUGUGUCACCCUGCAGUGGGAGGGAUAGAAUCUGUGUCCCAUAGCUCCCUCAGUCUGUGUCACCCUGCAGUGGGAGGGACAGACUCCGUGUCCCAUAGCUCCUUCUGUCUGUGUCACCCUGCAGUGGGAGGGACAGACUCCGUGUCCCAUAGCUCCUUCUGUCUGUGUCACCCUGCAGUGGGAGGGACAGACUCCGUGUCCCAUAGCUCCUUCUGUCUGUGUCACCCUGCAGUGGGAGGGACAGACUCCGUGUCCCAUAGCUCCUUCUGUCUGUGUCACCCUGCAGUGGGAGGGACAGACUCCGUGUCCCAUAGCUCCUUCUGUCUGUGUCACCAUGCAGUGAGAGGGACAGAUUCUAAGUCCCAUAGCUCCUUCUGUCUGUGUCACCCUGCAGUGGGAGGGACAGACUCCGUGUCCCAUAGCUCCUUCUGUCUGUGUCACCCUGCAGUGGGAGGGACAGACUCCGUGUCCCAUAGCUCCUUCUGUCUGUGUCACCCUGCAGUGGGAGGGACAGACUCCGUGUCCCAUAGCUCCUUCUGUCUGUGUCACCCUGCAGUGAGAGGGACAGACUCUGUGUCCCAUAGCUCCCUCAGUUUGUGUCACCCUGCAGUGGGAGGGACAGACUCUGUGUCCCAUAGCUCCCUCAGUCUGUGUCACCCUGCAGUGGGAGGGACAGACUCCGUGUCCCAUGGCUCCUUCUGUCUGUGUCACCCUGCAGUGGGAGGGACAGACUCAGUGUCCCAUAGCUCCCUCAGUCUGUCACCCUGCCCUGGGAGGGACAGACUCCAUGUCCCAUAGCUCCCUCUGUCUGUGUCACCCUGCAGUGGGAGGGACUGCCUGUGCAGUGUAUCAGAGUUCCCAGCUGAUUGCGCUGCUAUCUCAUAUUUGGAAGUGACCAUGCUGCAAGUGCCCUGUAACCACUUGAUGUGCAUUUCCAUAUAUUUUUUUCAUGCUACUAUUUUGUUUACACUCACUGCCAUGCUGUUUUAGCGAUUUCCUGCAUGUUUUUUGUAUAAAAGUGGAGAUUCAUUAAAAAGCUGCAAAGUGCGAUGACCCUGAAGACGCCUGUUUCAUUAUACAGCAGCUCGAUCUCUCUUCAUUUCUGUUAACCAUCGAUACAAAUAACGUUAACACGGAGUCAACAUUCCAUCCGGGGCAAAGGCCGUGGAUUUGACUAUAUUUUCUCCUAUUUGCAUCACGGUACAAAAUGACAACACACUGUCUACCGACAUGAACUGGACUAUAUGCCAUAGUAAAGUGUAAUAUCGACCAUACUAUGCUGCCGGUCAAUAUACUUUU
Pelobates fuscus (common spadefoot toad) is the source of this 5276-nucleotide messenger RNA. RefSeq names its product AXL receptor tyrosine kinase (gene AXL). Gene Ontology annotation, cellular component: signaling receptor complex; plasma membrane. The transcript is spliced from 20 exons. Gene Ontology annotation, biological process: cell migration; negative regulation of apoptotic process; positive regulation of phosphatidylinositol 3-kinase/protein kinase B signal transduction. The coding region runs from base 381 to 3062 and encodes 893 amino acids. The record is from RefSeq and is a predicted model, not a curated record. NCBI's taxonomy places the organism in Eukaryota, Metazoa, Chordata, Amphibia, Anura, Pelobatidae. Gene Ontology annotation, molecular function: protein binding; transmembrane receptor protein tyrosine kinase activity; ATP binding.